UCAAAAUUCCAAAUCUUUGACGCAAAAAAGGAAAGAAAUCUGAAUAAAAUAUGGCAGUAUAAUAAAAAGAGGGACGCUUUUUCAGAGAUGGCACAUGGGCGGCAAGACAAGUGCCGUCUUCUAUAUGCCCUAUAAAUUCAUGGGUUUUGCCAUGGAAGGCGGGAGACAAGUGGGUUCAUCUUCUUCAUUCACUUCUGAACUUUUUGGGACCAAGGAGUCACCUCCAUCCAAUUCUUCUGGGAUUUUUGCAUCAAUUUUUCCGCCCCCAUCCACGGCAGUAGGGAGGAACCCCGCAAACUCUGAGAUGAGGGGAUUGUCGGGAAAUCAGACAUGGGACACCAAACAAGGAACUCCAGACAUGGGAAAGAGUGGGGUAGGUGCCAGCAGUAUCAUACCCAACAAAGACAAGAAUCAAAUUUUCCAAGAAGAAAGGGUAGAACCAUGUCAUCUAAGUUCAUCUCUCUACUACGGUGGGCAAGACAUCUAUUCAAAUUCAUCAAGCACCCAAACUUCUGGAUCAUAUCCUGUUUUCAAGAAAGACGAAGAUGAUCCAAAUGGAAACAAUUCACAAGGUGCAUCUAGAGGAAACUGGUGGCAAGGGUCGCUUUAUUAUUAGGACUUGCCCCUUCUAAGGCAUCUGAAUUCUACAUCUAUUUGCCAAGAUUAAAUGCAGCGAACAUAACCUAAAGUGUGGUUGCACCUAAAUCUACUUGACCCCAGAAGUGGCAAUAUAAUAGAAACUCAUGGAUUUGUCCAAACACUACCCCCAGAACUCGAUCCUAGGAUGAUCUUGACAUUUCAUUGGAAUGAAGGUUGGUAAGUACAGUAACUAUCCCUGUUUUCCUCAUCAUUGGAGAUGCAAAGAAAUAGCCUUUCAUAAGCAGCUGCCAUCUUGGUGGCAGUGAACAACUCCAGACCCCUCUGCCUAGCCAGCUGGCCUUUCCUCUCCAGAACUCCUCUUCCAUCAUGCCAAACCCUGUAAAGGGUCCCCUUGAGUGAAGCAACAGUAGGCGAAAAUGUAUAACCCAUUUCUGUACCAACAAUCACAGACCCUGUAAUGCUGGCAAGCCUUGUAGCCAUUAGUGGCUUCCCAGAAAGCAUUGCUUCUAACAAAGUAUGAUCCAAUCCCUGAGCUCGAAGAGUAGGGUUUACAAAUAUAUCUAUUGCAUUAUAAAAACUUGCCAGCUGAGCAGGUUCCAAUGUCCCCAAAACCAGUACAGUGGCCCCAAGAUCUUUGUAUCUGUCACUCCAAGGACCAUCUCCAGCAACAAGAAUAAUCGCUGUUUCCCGAAAUGUAUCAUUUUCUUUGAGCAUUUGCAUCAGAGCUUCAAACAUUAACGGAUGUCCCUUAUCCUUCACUAAUCUCCCAGCAAUACCCAAAACCAGUGUCUUAGAUUGCGGAAUGCCAAAUUUCUUCUUAAAAUCCUUCCCCUUGGCUGCAUUUGGCUUGAAAAUCUCCUCAUCUACACCAUUGAGAAUAAUAUGAACUCGUUCUUCUGGGAUCAUGUAGAUCCUUUUCAAAACUUCCCCAACAUGGUCACUGGUUGCAACAUGGUGAGCAUAAUGUGGGAAAAACUUUACUUCUUCAACAACCUUCAUAGCUCUUUCAGUCAAUGAAUAUGCCAGUGGUUCUUCAGGAGUUCGAAGAAGUUCCUGAAUGAUGUCAGAAUGAAUGGAUUCAUAUGCAAUUCCAUGCCAAGUAACAGCUAGGUUAGUCAAAUUCCUUGAUCGAGUGUGCAUGAGCCCAACACUUUCAGUAUGGAUCACAUCAAAGGGUUUUCCAGUUGAAUUUUGGUGUUGGAAUUGCUUCCAAACUACAGCUUGGUCUAGAUAACCAGCAGCUGUUGGUUUUGAGAGGUGAAAAUACAAAGUACCAAUUGGGAAUGAUGGGAAGGAAGGGUUCAGAGAAGAAGUGGUGAAAAUGUGGAGUUCAUGGCCUCUUUGGGCAAGGGCAAGAUGGAGGGUUAAGGCAUGACGUUCAAGCCCUCCUGCACGGUGCUUAUGCGGCCAUUUCUUCACAAAGAGGGCAAUUUUAAGCAACUUCGGAGGUGGCCCUGAGGGAAAAGAUAGGUGGUUCCAUGCAGAAGGAAAAGAUAGGAUAUUAAUGAAUUGAUUUUGAUUUUGCAGAGUUACCUGGUUUUGGAAAUCAAAGAAGCCAGUAUAUUGAGACCAAAUGACGAAUGAGAUGGAUGAGAAAACAGAAAGAACGAAGAUAAUGAAGCAUAAACAACGGAAACUGAAGAUGGUAGCUUGAUCCCUUGCCAUGGAGAUUCAACAAAGAACAGAUCAAAAGGCACAAGCGACUCAGAGCAUUUCACUUGAUCCAACCAAACUUUGAAAUCAAGAGAAACAUAGAACCCCAAAUCCCUUUUAUCUUUCAACCAUCUUCUUCCCCUGUCCUAUAGAUUAUUCAACUAGAAGUCUAGAAUACGAGAAUCAGAUCCAAAAGUAAAAGUAGUAGAAUCAGAAACUUAGCUUGAUAAGCAACAAGAUCAGUGGGCAUAAAGCAUUAAUUUAAGCCUACUCAGGUUUCUACCUCCUCUUAUUAUAUGGCAUCAAAACAAAUCUUUGAGGCCAUCGUCAACGCAAAGGCCUCGAAUAAAUAUUAAACAAUGAAUAAAUAAAUCCUAUCAUCUCCAUUCUAAGCAAUGAACCUAAACCAACUCCCCCUUGUAAUAAUUCAUCAAACUUCAAAGCUGCUUGAAAUUGCUCAAUCAAGUUACCGGAAAUUUCACGCUAACCAGUUCCCAAAAAGAAAAAGGAAAAACAAAAUGAAAUUCAUAGAAAUUGAUGUGGAUCUAGCCUGCUGCAAUUAAAGAACAGAUUGCAAAUAAAAUAUAAAUGUUCAAGAUAAGUCUGCACAUGAUACAAGUACAAAGUUUUAAAGAAAAUAGCAUAAUCGAUUAACAAGUACAGUUGUAUAAAAGAAUCUCAUCUAUGAACAAGAAUUUUCCAGUUUUUUUUUUUACUUUUUUAUUGCGUUUAUUGUUUAAUUCUUUCCUGUUGUGUAAACCCUAACCCUAGUACCAGGACUCACCGGCGAAGCCGGAACCCUAGCGUGUGAAAGCGUAAAGCACCAAACCUACAAAGACGACGAGUGCAAACGGAACCAGGAUCACCAGAGGUACAAUAGCGGCCAAGCUAUGCAAACUCCGGCAAGCCAAAGUGCCGAGCUUAAUCUGAACCAGAUCCACCAGCGCAAGCAUCAAGAAGACGCAUCCAAACACCGACCCCGCCGCCGACACCAAGAUUCCGGCCCGGAGUGCCGCCGUGUUAACAUGGAUAGUCAUGGGGACGCUGCGCACCUUACCACCGCCUUGGCCAAUCCAGAUGGCUUGCUUGAGAGCAAAGGCGACGAGGCUGGAGAAGAGGAAGGAGCUGAAGGAGUAGACGUGGAAGGCAACGAGAUCCUCGCCCAUGGUCGUGUCGGCGACGCAGGCAGGCUCGGCGACGCCCGUGAGGGUGAUGGCAGGGUCGGUGAUUGGGUACCAAGCGAGGCCGAGGAAGACGGCGAAGGUGAAGAGUGAGUUGACGUUGACGAUGCCGUCGAGGGCCAUUAUGUGGAUGCUUGUACUGAAUUGCCGGCGUGAACCGUUAUCCAUUUCCGGCACGGCCGUGUCGGAACUGAAAACAACUGCCACAUAUUUUCAGAUUAUUUUUGUUUUGGUUUAAAUUUCCGAGUCAGAAUCAAAUGUAACGUCUCUUAUCCGGCAAGGAAAGAAUCGCGGGCUACAAGAAGGCUCUAAAAAAUUUUAAAAUUUGCCAUUAAGCUCCAA
Molecule: messenger RNA, 3776 nt
Organism: Vitis riparia (riverbank grape)
Lineage: Eukaryota; Viridiplantae; Streptophyta; Magnoliopsida; Vitales; Vitaceae
Exons: 7
Coding region: 95-616 (173 amino acids)
Source: RefSeq, a predicted model, not a curated record